UUCGACUCCGUCCCGUGUCGUUCGGCUCCGUCUUCGUCCGUGUUCUCCGCGUUCUCACCCCCGGCAAUCUUCUCGCGCGUAAUCGCCGAUCAUCCCGUCAACGAUCCCGAUACAGCAGUCUGUCCACCGCACAAAACACACGUCCGUGGCAGUAAACUUCUGGGGCAGCAAUGAACAACAACGGCGCAGCGACGUUCGGCCCGCAAGAGCCUUUCGUCACGCUCAGCCAGGUUCGGGACAUGUCGGACAGGGACAUGCUGUCCAAUCCUGUGACGCGACUGGUGCUGCGACGCGCGUGGCAAAUGGUCCACACCAUUCUGGACCACGAUCCCCAGCAACCUGCUGUCGCGGUGCAGCAACGUUUGACCGCGCAGAUGGCGGCGUCCGCGUUGGUCCCCGAGCCGAGGCGUACGUGUCAUCACGUGCCGUGCCGAUGCGGUUCUGCUCAUGGGGCGCAGCAGGGCAACGCGCACCGACCGGCACCGUAUCCGCCCGCGCCACCCGUCUCCGGGGUCGCCGAGCCGAGGCGUACGUGUCACCAUCACGU
Sipha flava (yellow sugarcane aphid) is the source of this 547-nucleotide messenger RNA. RefSeq lists its product as uncharacterized. The record is from RefSeq and is a predicted model, not a curated record. Lineage: Eukaryota; Metazoa; Arthropoda; Insecta; Hemiptera; Aphididae.